AUGACUUAUUUUAUGUUUUUAUUAUUGGUAGCUUUAGUUGUGGGUUUGGUUGCUGUUGCUUCUAAUCCUACGCCUUAUUUUGCUGCUUUAGGUCUGGUAGUAGCAGCGGGGGUUGGGUGCGGGAUUUUAGUUGGUUAUGGAGGUUCUUUCUUGUCCUUGGUUCUUUUUUUAAUUUAUUUAGGGGGAAUGCUUGUGGUGUUUGCUUAUUCAGCGGCUUUAGCUGCUGAGCCUUUUCCAGAGGCUUGGGGAAGUCGUUCUGUGGCUGGGUAUGUGUUAGUUUAUCUUCUAGGUGUUGUGUUGGCGGCCGGGUUAUUUUGAGGGGGGUGGUAUGAGGGUUCUUGGGUGGUUGUUGAUGGGUUGAAGGAGUUUUCUAUGUUGCGUGGUGAUGUUAGUGGUGUGGCUGUUAUAUAUUCUUUUGGUGGGGCGAUGUUGGUUAUUUGUGCGUGGGUGUUGCUUUUAACCCUACUUGUGGUGUUGGAGCUUACUCGGGGGUUGAGUCGUGGUACUCUUCGAGCUGUUUAA
Molecule: messenger RNA, 522 nt
Organism: Megalobrama amblycephala (Wuchang bream)
Lineage: Eukaryota; Metazoa; Chordata; Actinopteri; Cypriniformes; Xenocyprididae
Source: the annotation of a RefSeq genome assembly